Labrus bergylta (ballan wrasse) is the source of this 3946-nucleotide messenger RNA. RefSeq names its product storkhead box 2a (gene stox2a). Lineage: Eukaryota; Metazoa; Chordata; Actinopteri; Labriformes; Labridae. Gene Ontology annotation, molecular function: RNA polymerase II transcription regulatory region sequence-specific DNA binding. Gene Ontology annotation, biological process: regulation of transcription by RNA polymerase II. Gene Ontology annotation, cellular component: cytoplasm; nucleus. The record is from RefSeq and is a predicted model, not a curated record.
UUUGAAGGCCACCUGGUAAAGGGGUCACGAUGAAGAAGAACCGCAGCAGCAAUCUGCGGCGGGCCUGGCCGAGCUCGGAGCUCAGCGAGCGCCCGCUGGAGCACAAUCUCUCCCGUAGUGAGAAAGACAUCCGUGUGCAGAAGCAGCAUCUUCCUCCCCCUCCUCCUCCUCAUUUCUCUCCGUCCCCGCCAAGUUAUCGUGCGCCAGGUGACGUGUCUCCAAUAAGUAUGUCACCUAUCAGCCAGUCACAGUUUAUCCCGCUGGGGGAGAUCUUGUGCUUGGCCAUCUCUGCUAUGAACUCUGCCCACAAGCCAGUCAACCAGGAGGCUCUGGUGGAGCACCUCACUGCCAGCUUCCCAGGCGUGCCUACACCCAGCUCGGAGGUUCUGCGACACACACUGAACAUGCUGGUGCGAGAGAGAAAGAUCUACCCAACUCCAGAGGGCUACUUCAUCGUCACCCCCCAGACGUAUUUUAUCACCCCUUCCCUCAUCAGAACCAACAACAAGUGGUAUCACCUUGAUGAUCGGCUGACAGAGCGCCAACCCCAACAGUCACAACAGCAGCAGCAGCAGCAGCAACUACAACCGCAGCAGCAGCAACCUCAGCAAUGCACUUCGCCUCAGUCGGGCACCGUCACUCCAUCCACACCUGGCUGCCUGAGAGAAAGACCUCCUCGCAAAAAUUACAGUGACUCAUACAACUCAUACCGCGAGGACUCGUCCAGACUUCACACCUCAGCGCUUCAAAGUAAGUCACCGAAGGAGCACAGGGAAGAUUCGUAUCAAAGUAAGCCGCCCAAGGAACACAAAACUGGGGAACCUCCACCAAGCACGUCCACCAAGGAGCACCGAGGAGAACCGCCUUCAUACCCUCAUCCCCCUCUUCCCACUCCCCCUCUUGUUCAGCAAGCGCCGCCUCAAGAAUCAGCUGAUAAGAGCAAAAGCAUCACUUCUUUCCCUUAUAAAACUGACACUCUGACCAAAAAGAAAGAAGGAAGUGGUGGUGGCGGAAAUGGCGAGAAGCAAUCCAAAAGGUUCGGACUAAGGCUCUUCAGGCUGAGUUUUAAGAAGGACAAAAUGAGGCAAUUGGCCACCUUCUCUGCCCAGUUCCCUCCCGAGGAGUGGCCUCUUCGUGAUGAGGAGGUGCCAACAACGCCCAUUCCCCGCGAGGUGGAGAUGGAGAUAAUCCGCCGAAUCAAUCCUGAUCUUACAGUGGAGAAUGUGGCGAGGCACACAGCUGUGAUGAAGAGGUUGGAGGAAGAGCGUACCCAGAAGAAUAAGGCUGGAUCUUCAGCCCAGCACAGUGCACGCAGCAGAAGGGGGAGGGGCCACAGGAGGGCCCCGCACGGUAAGUCUCGCUCACACAGCAAGCCUCGUACCUCCAGAGGAGACCCGUCAGAGGGUUCAAACUGGGACCUUUUGUUCAUGGAAAGGGAUUAUCGCUUCUUUAGCCACUCAUUGGUUCGCUCCCCUCGGGAGGCCAUGUACACCUUGGAGCGCAGGCGAAGUGGAGGUGCGACAUACCUAGUCCACAGCAACCCCAACAUUACGGAAUCGUACUGCCCUGUAACCCCCGAAUGGGACGUUUCUGGUGAGCUAGCCAAAAGACGGACUGAAAUGCCCUUCCCAGAGCCAUCACGUGGGACGUGUCAGUCCAGAGUGCAAAGAAGUCACAGUCACAAUCAGGACAGGAAGUCGCGUCACGACAGGUCAGAUCAGGCUAAGGAGCGCUCUCGGUCAAUGGACAACUCCCUUAAAGGCCCAUCACUGGGGGCACCUGAAGACUUUGAAACCAGUCUGGAGGAGCGUAGUCAUUAUUACACGGACGAUGGCACCCUGCGCGCUACGCAGAAGUCCUCCCACUACUCAAGGAUCAUGUUCUCUGCUGCUAAGUUCCACUCUGAUUUUAAUGUGCCUGAUUUGGGGAAAGGGAGUUUGGACGAGUCAAGGAUCCGGAGUACGAUGGAGAGGAACAAAAGCAGAGACAGCUUGCCCACGUACAAUGAGCUAAUGGGACUUUCUCCUAAGCCCUCAACAGAUGAGUACUUCCAGUGCAAUACGUCAAAUGAAACAAUCCUAACUGCCCCUUCGCCUCAGGCAAAAUCAGAAUAUGACACAUUAACCUCAUCAGGGGGACUCCGAAAGGGCUCUCCGGCUGACCGCCAAACGCCUCACCUCAAUUCUCCUCACACGAUGGAGUACAAAGAGGACUUGUCGGCAGCAAAGGGACAGAAUGGCUCUGUGCGACUGACGCCAAGCCAGACGCCAGAGCCGGUACAAAAUGCCCGUUUGACGCCACACCAACACAAUGUAGAUCCCGGAGGGGGAGGAGGCAGUAUGUCGAUGAAGAGGAAAGAGAUCUUCAGCAAGGACACUUUGUUCAAACCUCCACACAAUGCCUUGUCCACAGGCUACGUGGACAGCAGCUACACCAAGUCCGGCACAUUGCGGAAAGCCUCACAAGCCAAAUCAACAGAGGCCCUUGACAAUCCUGAGCCCCAGCAGCCUUCCAAUUCAGCCGCUUCCUCGGCGUCACCUGCAGUUUUACAGGGCUGCUUAGAGCCAACUGUCCCCCCUGCCUCCUUUGACUAUUAUAAUGUAUCAGACGAUGAGGAAGAAGAGGAGGCAGAGGAGGACUCGCACAAAGAGUUGGCCAAGGCAGAGGACAACAAAGACCAUGGGGAAGGGGGUGGUAAUGGCGGAGGCAGCGGUGGUGGAGGGGAGGGAACCAUGCAGUGGCUACUGGAGCGGGAGAAGGAACACGAUCUGCAGCGGAAACUGGAGACCAAUCUGACCUUACUCAGCCCCAAGGAGACGGAGAACAGCAGCAGUCAGAAGUCGGCCCACUCUGCCAGGUUGGACAGCAUGGAUAGCAGCAGCGUCACAGUGGACAGUGGAUUCAACUCCCCCAGGACACGUGAAAGCCUUGCAUCCAACACAUCCAGCAUAGUGGAAAGCAAUAGACGGCAGAAUCCAGCGCUGAGCCCCGGCCACAUCGGCACCAGUGGUAUCGGACUGCCAUUCAGCUUUCGCGCCAUCCCAGAACCCCCCGCCACGCAGCCUGAGAAAAUCCAGAAACCAUCGAACUGCCUGGCCUCAAUCACCAGCGUCUGACAGACUAAGACCCUGAUGGUGGUGGAGGAGAGAAGAAGUGAGGGGUUUCUCCAUUUAAGAACCAUGCUUCCCUCGACCCAUACAUUCACAUAAACACACACGCACACACACACACACACACAAACAAACACACACAUAUCUUCAGACUCCUGAGAAUCCAUUUACUGGGACUGUUACAAAAACAGGCAUGGCUUCAAGAGACUGUUUCCACAGCUUCAAGAACUGUACUGCAAAAAAAAUAAGAACAACUACAGAAUAUCAAGACCACUGUAGGUGAAGGAACCUAUCUGAAGAAGUACUUUGAUUUUGGUGACAUGGACUCUAGUUUGGCUUAUAUCAAGAUUCUUGACUAUUGGUAUUGGAAAGUAGUAGACUAUAGGAUUCAAGUUACAUUUGGAAAUAUCGAAAACUUUUUAUAUUACUUAACAAUACAUGUCCAAUUAAAUGUUCUCCUUCCUGAAAUAGCGUCAAGUUCUUCAGGACGAUUCAAUGUAUCAGCACAAUGUCGAGACAAUAAAAGUUGAUCCUGAGAACAACGAAUGAAAGAUAUAAAAACAUAAAUCAGCUCAGAUUUGUGUACCGCAAUGCAAAUGAUGUAUGUAUACUCGAUACUUUUGAUAUCCUAAUUAUUAUAAUGGUGGUAUUAAAGAUGCUAUGUGACCAAAAGUUUGUUUGGACAGAAUAUGAUGCACCUCACUCUCACAAACACAGAAGAACAUUACAAAUUCCAAUCUCACCUGAAGGUUUAUUUAAUACUCGGGGGUUUGAUCAUAUCACAUGAUCUUCAGCAGAUUCAGUGUACCAAGAAGAGUAGAAGGUGUUCUGCCCCU